Messenger RNA from Octopus sinensis (East Asian common octopus), 529 nucleotides. RefSeq lists its product as uncharacterized. The record is from RefSeq and is a predicted model, not a curated record. The transcript has 3 exons. Lineage: Eukaryota; Metazoa; Mollusca; Cephalopoda; Octopoda; Octopodidae. The coding region runs from base 94 to 426 and encodes 110 amino acids.
GUCAUCUUGAGUGAGUGUCAUUUUCUAAAUCACAGAAAUAUUGGAUAAUACAGUUCAGAGGCCUCUACCUCUGCUAAGACAGAAGAGGUAGUCAUGACUGGAUCACCUUCGAUUAUCAAAGUAACCAACGGUUUCAUGUGGCAGAGACUUCUACAAUUGGUCAAGACAACCACUUGGAAAUCAGUUGCUGCCAUGAAUUGGACUGGUGAGCAUCGCGCUUUCAUUGUGGAAACGUUUAUCAAAACAAACGAUUCUGUAACUGCAACACAAGGAGCGUUCCGUUUGCACUUCAAUCUUGGUAGACAUGAUCCCGUACCAGCUCGAAACACGAUCUUGUUAUGGGUUACCAACUUCAGAGCUACUGGAUCUGCAUUGAAACGAAAAUCAACCAGCCGACCUCGCACCGCCAGAACUCCAGAAACUUAAAGAUGCAAUUUGUCAAGAAAUUACUGCCAUUCCACAUGAAAUGACCCGCCGAGUUAUUGACAACUUUCGUGAACGCCUUCGACAGUGUGUGGACAAUAAUGGA